This is a messenger RNA of Erythranthe guttata (spotted monkey flower), 828 nucleotides long. The record is from RefSeq and is a predicted model, not a curated record. Lineage: Eukaryota; Viridiplantae; Streptophyta; Magnoliopsida; Lamiales; Phrymaceae.
CGUAAAACCCCCCUCUCUAUCUCUGAGACUCUGACCAUAUUGCCCUUCACACACAGUCACUUCGAUUCUCCACCGACGACCUCUCCAAACCCCCCACUAAUCUACGCCGUCGACGCCGCGGCGGCGUAACCUCAAUACCCCCAAUCAGAUCCCCAAUUAAGCUCAAAACGACACCGUACAAUGUCUUACAGCGACACGAUCCCGUUGCACCCGAGCUCCCAAUCUGACAUUGACGAGAUCGAGAACCUCAUCCAUAUCCAGCAAUCCUCCGUCCUCCCUGCUCGCCCACCUUCACCUCCACGCGCCUCCAUCCCCGUGUCAUCCACCCCCUCCUUCAUCCCUUCCAAUCUCCCCCCUCCCGCCCCUCCCAAACCCAUCCCCGCCCCCUCCACCACGUUCACCGUUCCCUCUGUUGCACCUCCGAACCCCCGAUCAUCCACCACCACCACCGGCGGCGGCGGUGCCGCGGCAUCCGGGUUCGGGUCGGGCCCGAACACUCUCACGGAGCCUGUUUGGGAUACAAUUAAGAGGGAUUUGUCGAGGAUCGUAAGCAAUUUGAAGCUGGUUGUGUUUCCGAAUCCGUUUAGGGAAGAUCCGGGGAAAGCAUUGAGGGAUUGGGAUCUUUGGGGCCCGUUUUUCUUCAUUGUUUUCCUUGGCCUAACUCUUUCAUGGUCUGCUUCCGUUAAGAAGUCUGAAGUUUUUGCUGUCGCGUUCGCCCUUCUUGCAGCCGGUGCUAUAAUCCUAACAUUGAAUGUUUUGCUCCUGAGGAUCGGUUACGGUGGAGAUUUAUUUGCAUCUUAUUCAGACUCUGAUAAAUCAAUGUUGUAA